Colletotrichum acutatum is the source of this 648-nucleotide messenger RNA. RefSeq lists its product as uncharacterized. NCBI's taxonomy places the organism in Eukaryota, Fungi, Ascomycota, Sordariomycetes, Glomerellales, Glomerellaceae. The transcript is spliced from 2 exons. The coding region runs from base 32 to 403 and encodes 123 amino acids. The record is from RefSeq and is a predicted model, not a curated record.
GCCUUCUUCCCUGGGGGGCGGUCUCUCGGUGAUGCAGGCGCCUAGACAAACACAGCUCGCGUAUCCAUACUCCUCCACGCCUUUCUUGGCCUCUCCUUUCCCAAUCCACGCUACGAGUCUGGGCAACCAAUCUGCCAAGGCAGCACCCUCAGUCCUUAAAAGCAUUGCCAUCCCACUUCUUUUCUUUGGCCUCCCCCCAGUCGCCGUCGUCGUCUCCCCAGUCAUCAGCAUUUCGUGUUUUUGGCAUCUCUAUCGAAUUCGGUUCUCGUGGCUUGGAAUCCUGCCUUUGCGAAUCUGCAUCUACGAACUCUCGCCUGCAUUUCUUACACAACGCUCACAACGUCAUAUCGCUAGACGUACACCACCCCAACGACAUCGAUCCGGAACCCCGAAAACCGAAUAGGAUCCGAAUAUCACAAUGGUCGCUCGUAGCCUGCCUCUUGCCGCCCUCGCGGCAAGCGCAUCCGCUCUAUCGGCUCGUCGCGACGAUACACAGUCUUCUGGUGGUGUCGGUGCCAUUUCUCUGCCCGUCUACCAAGACGUCAGACUGCACCCUCUGGACAAGCUGCGCAGAAGACAGGUCUCUGAUACAGACGCCCCAGUUCUCAACGUGACGACGACUACCUAUUUGAUUGAGCGUGGUGAACA